AUGGUCCGUAAAAUGGGUAUAAGAGCUGUGUUGAGCCAAUUUGACGAGACCGGAAGCCCCGGUGCUCACAAAGCUAAGGAAAUAAGCGGGUGCGGACACGACGUAAAUCGUAGGGUGAGAAGAAUUACUAAUACUGAUUUACGAACACCCUCCCCAUUGAUAACAGAUUUAACAUGGAGUACUCGGAACGAACACACGCUCGUUCGAAAUAGCCCCCACACAAAGGAAUCGCAGGCACGUGACUUGAAAAUGGAAUCUAUUGGAUUAUUGUUACGAUUUAUCAAUAGUGAAGGAGGUUCAGAAGUGGACAACGCUGGCAAUACUUUACUUACGACGGCCGCCCUCUCCGUCCUCGCCAUCCUCGCGGUUCAUGGAGCCCCGGUGGCAAUUAUCGCGGUACGAAACUUUAUUCAAUUCGUUGUCGCCCGCUGGCUGCGCCCGAGGAAAUCAUUCCCACAGUGGAUUCCGCUUCAUUUGAUACUAGUACGAUACUGCUCGCGCUCCUGCUCCCCUGUAAGUAAGAAAGAUGGGGAGAGUUACGUCAAAGAGAUUGAAUAUCGAUUGUGGAGACGACAGCUAUCUGAGUGCGGGGAGGGAGGGAGCUGCCAGGAUUUAUGUUAUUGGCACACGGAGCUGGCUGAGGCGAUACGGGCCACGGGACUCACGAGGUUGAUAGCUGGACCACAGGAUGCCGGGGAAUUAAAGCGGAGUGAUUGA
Danaus chrysippus (African queen) is the source of this 717-nucleotide messenger RNA. NCBI's taxonomy places the organism in Eukaryota, Metazoa, Arthropoda, Insecta, Lepidoptera, Nymphalidae. The record is from the annotation of a GenBank genome assembly.